Molecule: messenger RNA, 10863 nt
Organism: Pocillopora meandrina
Lineage: Eukaryota; Metazoa; Cnidaria; Anthozoa; Scleractinia; Pocilloporidae
Source: the annotation of a GenBank genome assembly
AUGGAGGAAGAAGAAGAACCGCAAUGGUAAGAUGUUUCUUUCGCAGUUUUGAAAACAUGAGUGGAAAAUUUUGUGACGCGAAAACAAUACAACAAUACUCGGUCCAACGCCGUCUACACGUGUGAGCAACCAUUUCAUCCACAUUUUGUCUCUUUUUCAGGAUCUACAUGUUUGCUGACACUUCAAGAGUUCUCACGAUCGUUAUAUCCAUAUUGCUUAUUGUAUACGGCAGUUUUAGGUAAGCUUUCCUUUACGAAUUCAUGUAAUUUUGACGAGGUCUAUGUCAAUGUCUUCCUGACUGUGCGUGACAACAGCGGUGUCAUAAAAGGUGAUGCCACCCAAAUGUUCGAUUAUGACAGGAGAGAUCGAUCAACUAAAACGGUGAUCGACCCUAGAAUCAAACUUUUUCUAACAGCUCUAACCUAGAUUUUUGCUGGUGGAAAGCUUAACUUCGACUCUGAAAAGCUACUUCUUUUCAAGCACAUAAUUUGUAUCCCAAGGUGUCCAUGCUAAAAAUACUGACUCUCUCAAGAAGGGUGAAAAUAGUUUAUUCUUAUAGAGAUCUUUUGAUUGCAAGUAACGACUUUCCUGUUUCGGUGCCGUAGUAGGAUUUUCCUAGAUAAUUUACUUAAAAAAAAUCUGUCUGGCAGAAAUUCUUUGUUGUGUUUAUAAGAACAAUUAAGACCAAUCCUGAGAAGUUGAAAAUGCUAAUUAUCUUUUUUCUACAUUUACUUAACCCACAUAAGCAGUACCUUGGCUUAGAUAACAGGAAAGAAACCUGUUUGAUAAAUAUUACAAUCUAACUUGCCAACUUCUCUCAGGUUUUUUAAAAAGGAUUGGAAAAAAUUUACCCCAUGACUCAAAAUUUUAGAUUGCCAUGCAUUGUGGUAACUAUAAUAUUGCUCAUUAGUGUUUUUUUAAAACCUAAGAAUGUAAGGUUCUGCCAUAAUUAUAUUCUCUAAUCUGUUUCCUUAAUGGGAUUACACUUAUAAGUUGUGUUUAAUAGAACCGCAUAAAAGAGAUCCUAUAAAAACAUAUUUGUACAAUGUUUUAAAGGGUAAUUAAAUAAAAUUGAAAGCCAUUCAGUGAUGGUCACAUUGUAUAAAUCAUUUAAAUCAAUUUUCUUAAAAUUUAGGAACAAAAUUAGUUUUGAGAUAUUGGAGGCCAGCUUUUUACAAUGAUUUAACUUUAGAGUUGAAUCUAAAUAUUUUAUUGGUCUACACAAUUGGUGCAUCUAUAAUCGACAAAUCCUGGUAAAGCAGCCUUUUGAUAGGAUGAAAAGUAAAACCUGAAUUGUUCAGACUGGGAUAUCUAGUUAGGAUCAUAUUAUACUGUCUAAAGGUUGAUUAAACAGUAAAUAGAAUCACUACAUAAUUUAAUACUUGAGAUUUCAUUUUGCCACAGAAAGAUCAAACUGUUUUCAGAUUUACAAUGCAAUAAGUUUUGCUGAGCCUGACUGAGAAAGACAUCUAAACCUGCAGCAUUUUGUACGGUACUCAUUUCCUGAAAAAUUUUUAGUGACUUAGUCUAAGUGUGAGCCAUGACAUUAAAAAAGUUAGAAUCAGGUUUUUACCUGGUGUAGAAGACACAGGUGGUGUAAAACAAUAGAGAACAAAAGACAAAAGAACAAGGAAAAGGAUGAUAACAAAAGGUUAAUUAAGUGCUAUUCUAUUGUGACAUGUCCUGGGUCUUCUGCAUCAAGAUGGAACUAGAUUUUGUUGGCCAUGCAAUGCCAUUAUCACAUGACCAGCAUUGUUUCAAGAUUAACCUUUAAUUACUGUUACAAGGUUUAACAAAAAUUUUUCUUCUUGAGGAAUUUAAAUCUCAAACUUUAAUUACAGCUAAGUAACUUGCCAUGAAUCACAUACAAGUCAUGCACUUGAGUCCACUUGAAUUUUGAAAAUUAACAGGCUAAAGGGACAACUAAUUUCAAGUGCAAGAUUAAUUGUAUGUUACUUUUUAUAAUCUGUAUCAUGGCUAUAGCACAUUGUUAACAUUGUGGUGAGUCUUUUAAAAAAAAAAUCAGGAUCUUCCAUCAGUGAAACUUGAAGAAAAGGCAGUUUAACCCAGUUUAACUCCUAUGAGUGACCAAGACAGAAUUUCUCCUUACAAUAUCAAUACAAUAUUAACCAGAUAAGUGGUGAGAAUAAAGAAAAAUAUCCAUUUGAAUGGUGAUAAUUAGUUGAUCCAAUACUAAAUUAUCUGAAAUAACAUUCUAAGAAUUGUAUGAUUGACAGUAAGGAGAAGUACAAAUUUGAUCUGGUAGUUUAAGGGGUAAUCACAAAAUCCAGGAUAGGUAUUCUAUUGUAUGCACCCUAACAUCAGUAUCCAUAUUCUCUAUACUGAGCUUCUUUAGUGGUUGAUCAUUUCUUGUAUUCUUGUGACCUAACUGUUUGAUUCAGGGUUGAUGUUUUAAGGAAAAAUUAGAUGCAAGUCACUCCAAGGGCUUAAAGGCUUAAUUUAACUCUCAGGUUUGCCUAAAAUGAAAAGAAAUCAACUGUCUUUUAAGUUUAAAGCAAAUACACCUGCUUUCCAGCACCAGCUGAAUGUUACAAGUGACUACCGCAAAGCAAACUAUCAUAUUAGUAACCUCUGAUUGUCUUUAUCUCCUCUCUUGCGACAGGGCUUUAGGGUUGGACAAAACAUAUAAUAAUUCAGAAGAUCCAGAAGAUGAGCAGUCAAACCAGAAUGAUACACCUUUCUCAAGACUUAUGGAUGGUAAAUGUUAAAAAGUGUAAUAUUAUAAUUAUAGUAAUCUGUCUAAUCACUCCCUUCUAAAAAGCCUCUUAAGUUUUUGGUUGAAGGAGCAAACUUUUGAGACCAACUUAAACUAUGAAACUUACAGUAAUUAUGCAUCUAUCAAUUUGAAGCUUCAACUCACUGAGUAUUUAAACUUUUGAAGAUGGUUUUGUUCAAAUUCCUUCCUCUGGGGCAAAAUUGUGUUGAAAUGCCCCACCCAAGUGCUGUAUUUGAUGGUCAAUUUUUUGUAAUAGGUAUAAUCCAGGAUGGUUACUUUCUACACAUUGAUCAAGCCUUAAAAUCUAGAUCUUUUAGACCUUUUCCUCUGACCCAUUUGUUGUAAAAGUGAACUGUUUACCUUAAUCACCUCUGCACUUUUAUUUUGCUGGAAAAAUUUGGCACUUCCAGUGAAAAUUCCCCACCCAAGCUAGGCAAGGUUCAAAUUCCCCAUCUUCUGGGCACAGACAACAGUCAAAUAUGCAUGGGUUGUCCUCCCCUCCACGGGAGGCAGGGUGUGAAGCUACAAAUUGAUGUGUGCAUUAUGAUUGUAUUCAUUUGCUAGGAGAUUGAAAAUUAGGAAAAAGCCGAAAGUGUGUGUUUUCCUUGAUUCCAAUCUUCCUCCUUAAAAAUAAUCUUUACGAAGCCACUCUGUUAGAAUGAACUUAAAUCAGUAAGAAUGUAAGAUACCAAAAAUUAUCAGUGGUCUGGACUGGCAUUGAUGUGUUUAGGAUAGAAUGAAGAAAGUGUGGAUGAUGAUAAGUUGGUCGUAUGUUUGUGUUUUGCACAAUUCCCCUUUCAUAGUACUGUUGGCUUGGUGUAAUUGUUGUUCAUUAAAUGAGCUGUUACAAGGCUAUCACUUUUAUUUCUUCCUUCUGAAAACCCUGUCUUGCUACCUACAUGUACAUGAAGAAGUGAUUGACCCUGAUCAUACUAACUUCUGCUCAGGUUGUUGAAACGUCCAUCACAACUAGCAACAACAGUCCUCCUCAGGACUGACCUCACCUGGGCGAUCAGACUACCUGUUUAAAUGAAGAGUUAUAACACUUUUUUCCUUAUUUUAAGUUUUUUCUUUCAUUUUUAGGCUUCCAGACCAUCAACACUGCCCAAGCUGUAUUCCUUCCAGUUGGGGCCUCAUUCUCUCUGCUUGUGAUGUUUUUCUUUUUUGAUACUCUUCAGUUUUUCUUUGCACUGUGCACAGCUGGUAAGUAAGAACUUUGUGAUGCUUAAGCACAGACAUUUUUGAGAUCCUCUUUUUUUUCCAGUUUCACUUCAACUUGUAAACCAGAAAGGCCUUUUUUUAAUAUUUGAAACUAAGUGCUUCAGGCAAAAGAUCUACAGCAAGCACCAUGAAGAUAUCACCUUUGCUUGUUUUCCAUGUCUUAAGGACUACCAUUUUAUCUCAGCUGUGUUUGUUUGAGAAAUUAUUAGUAUCAUUAUUGAGUGUUAUUGAGCAUUUGGGAGAAAUUAGAUGCUGAUCACUGACUUUGGGAGAAAAGGGUUGAACUAAAAUGCAUGUGUUGUUACUUUUCAGUGCUAGCCAUGGUUGCUUUUUCUUUUGUGCUUUUACCUGUUUGUCAGUUUCUUACCAAACCCUGCUUCACCAACAAUAAUCAAAAGUGAGUAUUGAGAGUUAACCCUUUACACCCUAACAUCAGUAUGCAUAUUCUCCUUACUGUUCUCUAUACAUUUCCUGAGGUGCUGACAAGGAGAAUUUGUAACAAUCAAGAGCUUCUUUAUUUGCUGAUCAUUUCCUUUUUUCGUAUGACCUUACUGUGUGAUUCAGGGAUGAUGUUGUGAGGAGAAUUACAAGUAGAUGCCAGUCAUUCUUAGUCAAAGGGUUAAGAUUGAAAAUUAAAUAAUGCAUCUAAUUUUAAUUGCUAGAGAAAAAUAUUUUCUAGAUUAAAAUUCUGAUAGUAAUUGAUAGCCAUCUCUCUCCAGAUGGUAACAAGUCAUGGGAAUAUUUUUUAAGACUUUCAGAACUGAAUCUUUUCAUCCCAAGAUUUAAAUGUUUUUUUUUCACUUUUGUCUUCAGAUUUGCCUUGAGAAUUAGUUUGAAUUUAAACAUUCCCUAUAACUUGAUAGUUUUCUUAUCACCUUUCUGCUGGAAAAUGGUAUCAGCAAUAUUGUAACGAGAGAGUCUUGAUAUUCACUUCUGGGAAUGAAAAGGUUAUAAUGAUUGAAACUCUUACAGCCUUUUCAAUUUUAAGUCAAUUUGGUCUGAUCAGUUGAGUUGAUAAUGUGAAUUAGCCACCAUAAAAGAGUUUCUUUAGCAAGGCUCUGACAAAGAGCUAAGGCAAGUAAUGUCAGCUUUAAAAAUUCUUUAUGGUGGCCAAUUUACAUUUAUCAACUUAGCGGAUAACACCUACCUUAAUUAUCUCGUGAUGUCCCUACCAUCUCAGCACGACAGUUUCUUUAGAAACUAACUCCCUUUAUUCAAUAUAAUUUGUCAUGGAUCCAGCUACAUCAUAUUCUGAAAAUUUUCCAUAUAGUCUAGUGGUCAAACUUAAGCUUUAAUUGGUAUAGAGUACAAAAAUAUCAUUGAAACUCAAUAAUUUUCCUUGUUACAUGUAGAAAUACAGCUUCGCACGUUUUGAUUUGAGUGUUGGUUAAUUUCAAUUUUAUUGCAGGCUCUACAUUGGCUUCUGUGGACGAUUUACACCAGCAGAAGUUAUGUCACUUGUGUGUUCUGGUGUUUUAGUUAUGGUGUGGAUUGUCACAGGACAUUGGGUUCUCAUGGAUGGUAUGUUUUUUAGACUUUAAACUCUACUAACUGACAAGUAUUAAGUGCAGUCAACUAACAAAUUUGUCAUCAAUUUAACAAAUAGACUCCAUGUUGCUGUGUGUUUGUUCAGUGAUAGAUUGCAGGUGACAUCAAAGUGUAUCACAGAGGCACUGGGCUGUCUUGUUGCAAAUUCACUAACUAAGAUCUACAUGAUAACUUUGAUAUUUUACUUUUAUUAGGGAUCAUCACGAUAAUAAUUGUUAUAACAACCUAUUAGUAAUAACAAAAUUUUAGAACUUCGUAGUGCACAAUGAUACAGAGUUAUGUUAAGGCAGGUCUUUUUUUGUCCUUGAGAAUGAGACUGGUAAACCUUAUAAUUAAAUAACAUGACUUUGUUUUCUGUUUUUCUCUUUCAGCGUUAGCCAUGGGCCUUUGUGUUUCCAUGAUUGCCUAUAUACGUUUACCAAGCCUCAAAGUGUCCACUCUUCUGUUAAUAGGCCUCUUAAUUUAUGAUGUAUUUUGGGUAAGUUAAUUCCAAGCAGUGGUGAUACAAAAAGUGGAUCGAUAUCAGUAUCUGGGCAACUGCCCACCUACCCCUCCCCUUACCCAACAUUAACUUCAACUUGUUGUCAAUUGACUGUUGUUGAGUUAGGGGAGGGGUAGGUGGGCAGUUGCCCAGAUACUGAUAUUAAUCCCAAAAAGUUAUUAGAAUGGGAAUGCGAAUUUAGCUAUGUACAUUUCAUGAAGUGGCUCUUCUUGUCCACUGAGUCCAGGUCAAUUUGGAAUUUUGGUUUAUGAGGAGAGAGGAAAACUGGGCCAAUUGGUCUCCAGUUGUUUGAUGAAUUCAAAAUUUUUGGCAAUCAUACAGCUCCACCCUCAUUGUUAUUUCAUAGUUCCAUCAGCUUCUCAGGGUUUUGAGAACGUAAAUGGGAAUUUAGCAAUAGACAAUCCAGGAGCUGGCUCUUCUUUUCCACUAUCUCAAUGAUGAUAUGAUUACUUUCUAAUAAUGGCUGUGCAAAUUUUGAUUUUGCAGGUUUUCUUUUCAAGUUACAUAUUUAAAGCAAAUGUUAUGGUUCAGGUUGCCACACAGCAGGCCGCUAAUCCUGUAAGUAGUCUGCGGGUAGAGAAUUCAACCCUUCUAUUUUGGCCAGUGAAGCAUAUGGUGUCGUUCCAUGUCCAAAAUAUGACUGAGAUGGGAAGAAAACUCCACAGAGAUUUAUUUACUGACAAUAUAAGUAAACUUGGCUGUGUAGCCAAACAAUCCCUGACACACGUGUUGCAUGAGUAGGAGACUGACAAGUGUGACAGUGUGAUUUCUUACAUCAUACACCACAGCCAGAAACCUUCCAUCAUCAUUUCCCAAAUGAUAAAUACAUAGAUUCUCUGUUCUCUGGACACUGAUCUUUUUUUUUUUUGUAUCUGAUUCUUUAGGUGUCUAUAAUGGCAAAUAAAUUGAAAAUGAAUCCAGUAGGAAAUAUCUCUCCACAAAUAUCUCUUCCAGGAAAAUUAGUUUUUCCAAGGUGAGUUUUAGAUAGCAUUGUCUCAGCAAUUAUGCCCAUUGCCACAGGCUACCCAUACCUGGCAAAAAGCUGAUCAUGUGCUUAUUUUGUAAUCCUAUCAAUUAAAAUUGAAUACUGUUCAUACAUAGUGCUACUUCUUUGAGAAUUUUUAUGAGGAUUCAUUUUUUUUUUUUUUGUUGUUGUUAGUAUGCAAGACAGAAGCAGAUUCUCCAUGCUGGGACUUGGAGAUAUAGUAAGUAAAAACAUGUAAAUUAUUUUUUGCAAGGAAAAGUAUACCAUCAUGUAAAUGGAAAAAAAAUCAUAAUUUUGACCUGUGAAUGACAACAAGAAACAAACUGAUCCCCUCAGGUAAACUGCAGUUAAAGAAAUUACAGAAGAAGAAUUAGAAAAAUUGAAGCUUUGCUAGGGUGCAAACCCAUAGCAAAUGAGCCAGGAAGCCUCAUGUUUGGAUUUAAGAGGCAAAUUUUGGUGUAUUCUAUUGAGUUCUGUGUUUCCUCUAAAGUUAUCUGAUGGCAUAUCAUGGUAUUAGUGUGAUAAAUCGUAUCUUGACCUGAUAACAAUCUUAUGAUAAUAAGUAACAAACUAAUCCUUAGCUUGACAAUCUCUUGGAUUGUGAACUAUACUUUGCUAAUUAACCCUUUAACUCCCAAGAUCUAGUUGUUAAUUCUCCCCUCUAGCUGCUACACAUUCCCCUGUAUAUGAGUAACUAGAAUUUGUUGUCAGAUCAAGACAACAACUUCUACCUGAUUAGUUUGAGUAUACUCGCUACCUGUUUGCAUGGUAAUAUAUGGAUAUUCUAGGGAGAAGUUAUAUGUUAAUCUCUUUUGGGAGUUAAGGUAGCCUCAAAUACAAAUGGAUAGUUUUUUUUUUCCAUUUUUAAAUUCAGUUCUGGACCUAAUUUGUUGUUUGUUAUUUAUAAUAGGUUAUGCCAGGCCUUCUCCUGUGUUUUGUAAUGAGAUAUGAUAAAUACAAGAAGCAGGCAGCCGUAGCAGCAGACACAGAACAAGCCAGAGUAACAUAUUUUCAUUGUUCUCUUAUUGGAUAUAUUGUAGGUAAGUUUUGGGAGAGCUCAAUGACUCUGCUCUAAUAAAUGCGUGGUUGCACUUAUGCUGCUAUGACACUUUACACCCUAACAUCAAUAUGCAUUUCCUCCUUACCGUUUGCUACACAUUUCCUUAGGAGUUGACAAAGAGAAUUUGUUGUAAAACUGAGACCUUUUUUAGUCGGUUAUCAUGCCGUUUAUUCUAAUAUGUAUUAUUGUUUAUCACUCGUAGGAGUCAAAGGGUAACCAGAUUAUAAAAGGCAGAAAAGAUAAACUACAAUUUUUACUCUAGAACUUUCUGUGGGGAUUCAAUAAUAUAGUAUAAACCUGUGACACUUUUUCAAGCAUAUUUUUUUGUUGACACGAUAGGAACCAAAUCAACAUUGUGUUGGUGGCCCAUAGUGCAGACGACCUCAGUUCCAAUGUUACCAUAACAUAAGCAACAAAUCAAAGUACUGGGCAGAUGAUUGAUUGAUUGCUUUUUUUCCUGUUAAACAGGUUUAGUGACGGCUACUGUGGCAUCUGAGGUGUACAAAGCUGCCCAACCUGCGCUUCUUUAUCUUGUUCCAUUUACGCUUCUACCAAUUUUAGUUAUGGCUUAUCUGAAGGUAUUUAUUAUUUUAAUUAAUCACCUUCCUUUGAUAUACCCGUUGGAUGUCACAUUUAAGAUGAACUUUGUGUGACCAGGGAAAUAAAAUAAUGUUUAAUUAUUUUCAGUUAUUUUAGAGCGCUUUUCGAUUGACUGUCCUAAAACUAAAACCAAAGUUAUCACAACAGCCACGGUAAAAAUGUGCAAACUACCCAAAGCGCGGGAAGAUGCGGACGACCAAGUCACGAUUGUUUUCGUUUGGCCUCUGAUUGGUUUAGAGCACGGCGAGAGUUUUUUUAGACCAAUCACUGACCGAAGUAAGGCAAAAUCGAAGCAAUCCCGGAAUACUCACGCGCUAACAAAUGAAGAAAUAUAAAAUUGUUUCCGUGUUUACGUAGCCUGAUGUAAACACGCGGGAGGUUGAGAGAACACGAGAUAAGCGUAGGAAACCACGACGCGAAGCGGAGUGGUUUCCAGCUUAUCGAUUUUAUGAAAUAGCUAAUGAAAGAGGAACGAAAACCGUGUUUACAUACGCUCAUGUAAAAUGGUUUUAUGGCCAAUCAGAGCGCGCGUACUAUUUGAAUUAUUUUAUAAAAUAACUUCUUACUCGGAAGCGAGCGCAAAGUAUCAACCUUUCGCAGGCUGGCAUCGCUCAGAGCCUGAUACUUUUUUCGCGGGCGAAAAACCGAAUGAAUUACUGCAAGGUCUGUGGAACACUAAUUUAAAAGAGGAUUACAUACUUUUGGCAAGAAAUGUUGUUUAUUUUUUUAAUUUUCUUUUCUCCCUCCGUAGGGCGAUUUACGGAAAAUGUGGCAAGAACCCUUUGUGGUUGCUGGUUCGAAAUUUAAAUUGCUGGAAGUAUAACACAUGUCAAAGCCUAGGCAGAACAUUCAAUAUAGCGAAAAGAUUGCGUCAAGAUGAGUCAAGUACUACCACGUUACCGAUAGAGCGCUUUCCGAUCGAGUGUCGUAAAAAAUCAAGACCAAAGUAAUUAGAACAGCCAAGGAAAUCACCUUUCAGAGCUCAAAAGUAAAACCGACCAAACGCGGGAAAACGCAGAUGACCAAGUCGUGAUAUAUUUAGUUUUGCAUCUUAUUGGUCGAGAGAGUUGCGUGAGUUUUCUGAACCAAUCAUAAAGCGAAGUAAAGCAAAAACUAAUGAAUCCCAGAUCACUUUCGAUACUCAGUCGUAAAUUGCUCUAUUGUAUCAAGAGAACUGUUCUUUAAUUUGCUUUUGAUGCAAUAGUCACUUGAUGUCCCAGUAAAGUUUGGAAGCUUGAGCUGGAAGUUGGCUAAAAGAUGGUAACAGCGAACGAACAAAAAAAAUCUGCGAAGGAAUCUUAAAUAAUAAUUUAGAACAUUCAUAUGGUACUUUCUUGCUUUGCAUAGAAUGGAACUUUCAUUCAAGGAACACCAUUAGGUGUUCAAACUUGUUUAAGAAAAACCUUGCAAAAAUGUUUCAAAAUGUACUAUAAGGUGGACAGAACAGAGAAUGGAAUUACGUACAUUAGCCAUGUCUUUGUUCUCCCAUAGAUCGUUAGGAAAUGACAUUCAGUGGCAGAGCGCGUAGUAUUUAUUUCAUUGUGUUAUUCCCAGAUUUUUAAUAACUAAAUUUGAUUGGCUAAAUGACAAGAAAGGAACGUUGCUUUCGGUUAGGAGAAUAUCAACAAUUUACCUGAAAUGACCGGCCUGCAUUGAUCCCCUCGCGCAUGCCCGACGUUUGACCGCUGUGUUGUUGUAUACGGGUAUACAGGGAAGAUUAUCACGAAAGAUUUCUUUUUGGGAGACAAUGAUGUAUGUAAAGAAUUUAUAAAUUGUAUCACAAGAAGGAUUAUCUUGUACGAAAUCACUCUCAAUUAAGAAAAUAAGUAUUGUGUAAAGUGGACAUAAUGUAUGAAUUUCUUACGUUUUUGAUUUAAGCCUCUUGCUGUUUCACGAUGGUGGCAACUAUCGUGUGUUUUGUUACUACUCUUUCAUAAAUUGCCGUAUGUCUACAGAAAGCGUCUUGCUAGCGCACCUGCCCCUUCCCUAACUCAAAAAUAGUCCAUUGAUAACAAGUUAUGGCGAAUGUUUGGUUAGGUAGGGGUAGGUAUGUAGUUGUUCAGAUACUGACACUGAUUCGCCUUUUCAGUCUAAGCCUGUUUGUUCUCAAGUGUUUUUCGUAAUGCCAGUACGAGUAUCGAGUGAUAAAGAGAUUUAUGUAAGCAUCUCAAACAACGGCUGGAAGAAAUAAAUUUGUAAGUGGCCGGCUU